Molecule: messenger RNA, 2447 nt
Organism: Ceraceosorus bombacis
Lineage: Eukaryota; Fungi; Basidiomycota; Exobasidiomycetes; Ceraceosorales; Ceraceosoraceae
Source: the annotation of a GenBank genome assembly
AUGUCAGCGCCGACAGUGCCAUUCCCCCGUGGUGCAGCGACGCCAGCCUCUGAGGAGCAUGGCAAAGGCAUGCACAUAGACAUCCCUGGUGAAGGAGGUCAGGGCAAGGGUGACAAAUCGCAAUCGGGUGGUACUUGGUCACGACACCAUCGACCACCCAACCCAACUUCCGAUUCAUACUUCCCGUCUUCAGCUUCGGGCCAUCCUUCAAAGACGCCCAAAGCGAGCAGCGUCUACGGCCACAGUCGAGGAACAAGUGCUUCUGGAAAUGCAUCUCACGCAACAGCACCUCCUGCUACGACGCCCAGCAAGGGCGUCGGUCAUAGCAUGUCUCUGAGCUUGUCAUCGGUCAAAGGUGGCCAGGAUCCUCAGCCCAGCUCUGCUCAUCCUCAGCAUGGAAUGCCCCACGACUUUGCUCCGUACGAAGGUCAUUUCAGCCACGGACCCCCAAGUCCAAGCACCUUGACGGACAUCAUCUUGGGCUUACACAGCACCUUGUAUGGUGGCAAGCGAUCCGCAGACGAGGUCCGACAAAUGGUUCAGCACUACUACGAGUACGACGCAUGUGAGUCAUCGACGCAUACAUGCGCUUGAGUACAGUUGAUUCAGACGGCAAGCCACACGGCGCGAUUCACAGUUGCAUCAGCUAACUUGAGAAUCAUUGUCUCAUCGUGUCACUUUGCGCGCGGAUCCAGUGUUCGAAUCGCCGCUCUUGGCUGCGGUGGGCAGAGAGCAGAUUGCCAACCAAUUCAUCAUGGCUUUUGCCUUGCCAGGAAUGGACGUCACGAGCGAGCUGAGAGACGUCAUCUGCUCAGACUUCGAAUUCGGUGAGCAGACGCGGUCAGAUCGGACCAUUCUUCAUGCUUGUUCAGGUGGGGCCCGACGCGCGCCCACUCUGUUUGACGGCUGAGUCCCCUCGCUUUUCGAUGCGUCUUUCACGUGCAGACGGAACUCGUGCUGGUAUCAUCGACCAGACUAUCAGUGUCACCUUUUUGCCAAGUCUGUUCGGCUCGGCACCUCCCAAGUCGACAGCUCGCACCCCAGCUCCUGGUGCCACCAGUCACGCUGCACACAGCUCCUUGACGCCGCAUCCCUUCCUUAACUACGCAAGCGGAAGCUCUGCCUAUCCUGCGCCCAACAACGAUGGAAGCAGCUCGAUCUUCAGCCGCUUCGGAUUUGGAGGUGGGGGAGCAGCGAAGAGUGGCCCGCACUCACCAGUAACACCUUACAGCCUGUGGGGCUCCUCGAGGCCACACACUCCUGGACCGGGGCACAGUAUCCGUCCAAUGUCUUCUGGCCCCGGAUCCUCGGCUCCUCACAGUGCUCAUCCUUGGCAUGCGCGCGCAAGCACUCCUCCCAGCGUCAAUGGAGACUACGACGAGGAUGAACAGUACAGCUAUGGCGAUGCAGAAGGCGAUGGUGUGACCACCGUCAUGCACCGCCCAACCCAGCCUGCAGUCGUACCACACUGGUCUCACGAAGGGCUGGGAAGGUCUACCGUGAGCAGCUUCGUCUGGGGUCUCUUCCACCCUCGUCAAGUGUUGCGCCAUCUGUGCACUAUUCAAUUGCGUCUCAUGAGCCGUUUAGAGUUCAAUGACGCCGGACGAAUCGUCAGACACGAAGAUACUUGGGGCUUGCGUGAGGCCAUCGAAGGCACUAUUCCGUUUGUAGGCCUCUUCUAUGCCAUUGAGCGACGAGUGGUCGGUUAUCUUUGCUCCUGGGCCAUUGGCAAAGGCGUACGCCUUUCCGACUCGAUCACAAAGUCGGGCAGGAUACCCCAGCCACCUCGCCCUUCCUCAGAGCCGGGCACGCCGUGGAUCACAGACAAAGCGGCAGCUAUGGAGCAUUACCACCGCUCAGGCGCGGAUGAGGCUGCCAGAGCUCUCUUGCUCGGAGGUCAUCACGAACGCAAACCAUCGUCCGCGUCUCAUCAUUACCUGCUGCCUUCCGCCGGGCACACUUUCACCGGCCAUCCGCACUAUCACACUAUCAGUCGAUCUCGCGCAACUUCGCCUACGCGCUACAGGUUCACGUCGUCUGGCAGUACGCCAGGGUCACACACUGUGACCGGCACGAGAUCCCGCGCAAGAAGUCUCGUGGGCUCGCACGGCAGUGCAUAUCCGUCUCGAGCGCCCAGUCACGACAAUCUAGCAGCAUGGGGCCAAAUACAUGGCGUGCCUGGUGUGAGCUCGGCUACUGGAGAGUAUCCGCCUGAUAGCGGUGCACGGUACCGGGACAGGGCAGCCAGGAGGCUCGAAGGUGGGCGUGCGAGCUCCACCACGAGCGCUCCAGCCGGAGAUCUGCCCAAUAGUCACUCCUUGGCCGCUGGAACGACGACAGACUCUAGUGGUGCUUUCUUGACAGACAAGCACGGCUCUGUCUCAGGCGCGCACACACUCGACAGCAUCUUUCAACCACCGCCCGCUCCUGACCGCGACGAACAUUGA